Molecule: messenger RNA, 2418 nt
Organism: Dermacentor andersoni
Lineage: Eukaryota; Metazoa; Arthropoda; Arachnida; Ixodida; Ixodidae
Product: monocarboxylate transporter 12-like
Biological process (GO): transmembrane transport
Molecular function (GO): monocarboxylic acid transmembrane transporter activity
Source: RefSeq, a predicted model, not a curated record
UCUUCGUGUAUGCGCUGCAACGCCGCAUCAAGAUGCACACCAUCGUCUUGCUGAGCACCCUCGUCUCCUUUGUGGGCAUCGUGGCUUCCGCAUACUCCCCCGACAUCGCGUGGAUGACGGUCACCUUCGGCGCGGCGUACGGAUUAGGAAUGGGGACAUUCAUAAUAUCAGCCGGCGUAUAUGUCCUAUAUUAUUUCCAAAAAUACCAAGCCAUGGCAACAUCCAUCGUGUACAUAGCGUGGGCAUUGGCUGAACUCACCGGCCAGUUCGUGCUCGCUCACCUGACCGAUGUGUACGGCCUCGAGGGGGCGCUGCUCCUCAUCGGAGGACUCGUGAUGCAGGCGACGCCCAUCGUCCUGUUGGCGAGAAAUCCGGGGGCGAUCACGCUGCCGCCGUUGCGAGGAAAGUCUUACUCUUUCGAAAACGGCGACACCAAGCCUGGCUGUGUGUCUAACAAAAGCGACACGGUUUCGACUGAACAAAGGUCGGAGCGACAACAAGGUGCACAACCCGAAGAGGUGCCAGCGUCCUUGGAGGAGCCGUGCACCGUGAGGCAUGCCCUGGGAAUCUUCCGCGAGCCCAGCUUCUACGUCCUCGCGCUAACUGUGGCCGCCGGAGACUACACGAUUUCCGAGUUCAGCAAGACUAUCGUGGACUACGGCAUCGACAAGGGCAUCGACCUCGCCAGGGCGAGGCAGCUGAUCACCUAUUCACCCGUGGGACAGCUUCUGGGUCGCUUCCUGGUGCCGGCGCUGGCCGAAGUCACUCCGAUCGGCCGGCGUCCGCUGUACGCGCUCAGCUUCGUACUGGCGGCCGCUUGCAUGGCGGCGGUGCCGCACGUGUUCAGCUUUCCGGCCAUGGUCGCACUGACCGUGGUGGAGGGGAUUGCGGUGGGCUACAUCAUUCUCAUCAAGCUGGUGCUCGUGGCCGACUUCCUGGGCGUCGAGCGAACGGCGGCCGCGUGCGGUGUCAUCGGAGUGGUCACCAUUCCGGUGUCCCUGGUCAGCCCACGAAUAACGGGAGUGUUUCGCGACAUGGCAGGAUCGUACGACGGCUUUUACCGGAUGCUUGGAGCCGUCAACCUAGCCACCGCCGCUGUGUUCGCUGCUUUUAUCUUGUGGAACUGGCGCCGCAAAACCGCCGAGCACAGCAAAGACAGCAAUUCGGAUAAGUGCUCGGCAACGGGGCUGUGAAUCUGUUCGUCGAAUGCGGAACUUUUCGGGUCGUCCGUUCCUGGCAUUUCCCGCGCUUAUAGGAAACAGAACCACCCCCUUCGGAGGAGUACCUAGGCUAGAACUUAGCACCGCCAUUUAAGUGUGGGAAAGGUUAGUUAAAUUGUGACGUCUCGACGACUGUGCGCGGGAGCGAGUGCACGGGCGACCUUGCACGCCCUCAUUUUCUUUUUUUUUUUUUUUGUGACAGCGACGUUUCUACAUUUCGUGUCUCUUUCGAGAUUUUGUGCCCAAUGUGACGCACUCGCGUACUCUCAACACGUCUCGAGUUUUCUGCGAGAUAUGCCUCCAAGGUGCAGGAAGUCUGUCUACAAUGCUAUAAAGAAGUGCGUGACCGAUGGUGGAAUCGAACAUCUGUACUUCAACACCAAAUUCCCAAUGCUGUCACCAUUAGACCACGAUCUCAGGCACGCUUCUCUCGUGCCAAAGUCGCGCUUUGAAACGCCGGGCGUGUUAGUCAGCUACCCGUUUCUCGCAUUUUGUACUCCUUAUUCAUGAUCAUCAUCACUUGUUCUGAAAAAGAAAAAAAGAAUCACACAAAAGUGUAGGCAAACAUCUGGAUCCCAAACCAACGGCUAGUUAGGAUCUAUUCAGUGCCAUACGCAGUAAAAAAACACACUCACAAACAGGGCAUACAGUGGGUACACCAGGAUAGAAACAGAGCGGAAUGUAGGUUAAGAAGGUACACUACAAUACAAAGAUGACAUCAGGUGGGAUACUAGGUUGUAGCAGAAAGGGAAACUAAAGUUAUGCCAUACCGGAAGUGUUAGUUAUAAAAUACGUUUCUGAAGAAACGUGGAAGUCGGCAUUAGGUUUAAUCUCAACACGAAGAUUUUUACAAAUGAUAAAUCCACCACUGCAAGUCCUUCUUUUCCCGCAUACAUUUUUCUAUAGUGGGUGCAAGCAAUUACCGUUGAGUGAGAGGGACAGUUAGGAACAGUACUCUAAUGUAUCACAUAGCUGCGCUAAAAUCUAAUAAUAAAUCAAAAUCAAUACAUGCUUGAAGCAACGAAAGAGACAGCAGCGACACUGACUGGAGCGCCUGGCUCGUCGACCGACAGCUCGUACUGGUGGACUGGGCGAAGAAAGCCAAGCAGGCCCAGGGCCUUACUUGAGCCCGAUCCCUCAGCCACCUCCGCCCUUCUCCCUCUCCCUUUCAAUAAAGUUUGUCACCACCACCACUAAA